Messenger RNA from Ctenocephalides felis (cat flea), 1419 nucleotides. RefSeq names its product zinc finger protein 271-like. NCBI's taxonomy places the organism in Eukaryota, Metazoa, Arthropoda, Insecta, Siphonaptera, Pulicidae. Gene Ontology annotation, biological process: regulation of transcription by RNA polymerase II. Gene Ontology annotation, molecular function: RNA polymerase II cis-regulatory region sequence-specific DNA binding; DNA-binding transcription factor activity. The record is from RefSeq and is a predicted model, not a curated record. Bases 1 to 1419 code for a protein of 472 amino acids. The transcript has a single exon.
AUGUCAGAGGCAGCUGAUGAUACGAUAAUUAAAAUUGAACCACAAGAAUAUCCAAUCGAAGACAUCAAAGAGGAAAUUGAAAAAGACCCUGAAUCCUGUUCAGAGGAUGAAGAAACAUGCCAGAAGAGGUUUACAGAUUCCAUAGUAAAAAUAGAAGAUGCCCAACAGGAAUUAUUUCAGGCGCCUCCUUAUAAAUGUGACAAGUAUGAUAGGACAUUUACAGGGAUGUACAAUUUAAAACAGCAUAUGUUAGUGCAUGAACAUGAAUGUAAAUUUUGUUCAAAGACUUUUCCAGAAGCAAGUGCAUUAGAAGUGCAUCUCAAAUCUCAUACAGAUGAAAAACAUUUCAAAUGUACAGAGUGUGAUAAUGCAUUUACUACAAAAUAUCAUUUAGAUCAACACAUAUGUGCUCAUGCCACAGAACAAACUUCACACUUGAACGAAUCUGGUAAUCAAAAACAAAAAAUUCAUGCUGAUACUGCAAAGAGACCUUAUAAAUGUCAACUAUGUGAUAAAGCAUUCAUAAGAUCGAGUCAUUUGAAUCGUCAUAUGCUCAUUCACACUGGGGAACGCCCUAAUAAAUGUGAAAUAUGUGAUAAGACAUUCAAACGAUUGGAUGAUUUGAGUAGACAUAUGCUCAGUCACACUGGUGAACGAGCUCAUAUUUGUAGAAUAUGUGAUAAGAAGUUUAUACAUUUGUGUAAUUUGAAUCAACAUAUGCUCAUUCAUAGAGGGGAACGCUCUACUAAAUGUACAAUAUGUGAUAAGACAUUCUUAAGAUUGGAUAGUUUGAAAAGACAUAUGCUCGUUCACACUGGUGAACGCUCUAAUAAAUGUACAAUAUGUGAUAAGACAUUCUCACAAUCAAGUGGCUUGAAUCAACACAUGCUAACUCACACUGCGGAACGUCCUCAUGAAUGUGAAAUAUGUGAUAAGACAUUCAUUCGUUUGAGUAAUUUGAAUCGACAUAUGCUCAUUCACACUGGGGAACGUCUUAAUAAAUGUACAAUAUGUGAUAAGGCAUUUGCACAAUUGAGUGGCUUGAAUAGACAUAUGCUCAUUCACACUGAGGAACGUCCUAACAAAUGUACAAUAUGUGAUAAGACAUUCAAACGAUUGGAUGAUUUGAGUAGACAUAUGCUCACUCACACUGGUGAACGAGAUCAUAUUUGUAAAAUAUGUAGUAAGAAGUUCAUACAUUUGUGUCAUUUGAAUCAACAUAUGCUCAUUCACACUGGGGACCGCCCAAAUAAAUGUACAAUAUGUGAUAAGGCAUUUGCACAAUCGAGUGUCUUGAAAAGACAUAUGCUCAUUCACACUGGGGAACGCCCAAAUAAAUGUACAAUAUGUGAUAAGGCAUUUGCACAAUCGAGUGUCUUGAAAAGACAUAUGCUCAUUCACAGUAGGCAAAAUAUGUGA